Messenger RNA from Serpula lacrymans var. lacrymans S7.9, 1457 nucleotides. RefSeq lists its product as uncharacterized. NCBI's taxonomy places the organism in Eukaryota, Fungi, Basidiomycota, Agaricomycetes, Boletales, Serpulaceae. Gene Ontology annotation, biological process: amino acid metabolic process; biosynthetic process. Gene Ontology annotation, molecular function: transaminase activity; pyridoxal phosphate binding. The transcript has 4 exons. The record is from RefSeq and is a predicted model, not a curated record. The coding region runs from base 22 to 1389 and encodes 455 amino acids.
CGACUCUUCGACUGUACUAUCAUGGACGAUAAUCGAAGUGGACAAACAGCCCUGUCAUCCUAUGGCCAAGCGAAAGCUGAGACGAGAAAGACGGCUCUGCAGCUUCAGAAGAACAUGAGGGAUUCAUAUCAUGAGAAGACUAAUAUAGACGGCAUUGUUAAUAUCGGAGUGGCUGAGAAUACGCUUAUGUAUGAAGACUUACGCGAGUAUUUCGAACGCAAUCUUCAUCUAACUCCUACAGAUUUCACGUAUGGUGAUGGGUUGACUGGGACCAUGCGUCUCUGCACCGCAGUAUCAAGAUUCUUGAAUUCUUACUUCGAGCCCUAUCGACCAGUUGUUCCAGACCAUCUCAUCAUGGGAUCGGGGCUCAUGACUGUGUUGAGCCAAGUCACACGAGUGAUCGCGGAUCCUGGGGACGGCAUCUUAUUAGCUUCUCCUUACUAUCAAGGAUUUGAUGUCAGCUUCACAGUUCAGAACGGCAUCAUUCCUAUUGGCGUGCCGAUUCCAGCAUCUGAUAUGUUUACGGUUAAAGAAUUAACCCACCUCAAACGUGGUCUGCAAGAAAGCACUGCCAAAGGGAUCACCAUCAAAGCAGUCAUGUUGUGUAACCCCCACAACCCACUAGGUCGCUGUUAUCCGCCGGACGUUAUCAUUGCAUACUGUCGCUUCUGUGAAGACCACAAUAUUCAUCUCCUUUCAGACGAGGUUUAUGCACUCUCUGUUUUUCCGUCUUGCGACGUCCCUGAUCCAGAACCUUUCGUAUCUGUGCUGUCGAUCGACCUCGAGAAACAUGGCGUGAACCCAUCCAGAGUGCACGCACUCUAUGGCAUGUCCAAGGAUUUCAAUGCAAACGGAUUUCGUGCUGGAGUCUUUGUGUCUCAAUCAAAUCCUAUGCUCAUAGAAACUCUCACCGUCACUACCAUAUUCAUGGUUAUUUCAUCUGUUACAGACACAUUAUGGUCUACUCUGCUCAUGGAUGAAAGUUACCUCCCAGCGUUCAUUACAAAGAACCAGCUCCUGCUACGCGACGCUUACGAAUAUGUGACAUCGUGGCUUAGGUUUCACAAUCUCCCCUAUAUUCCGUCUUCUGCAGGCCAUUUCCUCAUGGUGGACUUGCGUCCUGUGCUGUCAGAUGUCGAUCGCUACGCCUCUCUUUUGUCUAUUACUCCGGAGCAUAAUAUGCGUGAAAGGGAGCUGGCGCUCGCUAGGUUUCUCUUGGCUCAUAAAGUCAGCAUAAUCCCAGGGGCAAACUGUCAUAUAGCCGAAGGCGGGUGGUUUCGCCUCACGUUUUCGGUGAGGAGGGAUUUCAUAGACGUCGCCCUGGGAAGGAUAGAAACGGCGCUGGGGUGGGACAAAUGGCAGCCACAAGUAAAAUCUUUCACUAGUUAGAAACUUGUGAUGUGUACUUUACCUGUGCUGGGGAUCAGUGAAUAAGAUACAUAGCCUUAUUGUCAAUG